UUUAACAGCCAAGAACCACAGCAGGACAACCAUGCACUAUACUGGAUUAUAUUUAUUACUCUGUUCGUACAUUUCAGUUUGGGAUAUCUGUGGAACUGCGCAUGCGCGUGUACCCCAUGUGCAGCGCUACGAGGUGGUCCGACUGCGGCCGGGGCGAAUAAAGAGGAGCACCGCUCAUCAAGAGAAAUAUCCUACUGCAGUUGAAUAUGCCUUGGACAUUGAUGGGAAAACCUUUACAAUAUCACUGGAAAAGAAUAGGGAGUUCCUAGGGAAGAAUUACUCUCUGACUUAUUACACAGAAGAUGGGAUAAAAGAGACUACAUAUCCAUCUAAUGUGGACCACUGCUACUAUCAGGGACACAUUCGAAAUAUAAAUGACUCCUCCGUCAGUGUUGGCAUGUGCACAGGAAUGCGAGGGUUUUUUAGAGCAGAAAAUCAGGUCUAUCUGAUUGAGCCACUGGAGGAUUCUGUGAAAGGAGAUCAUGCAGUUUACAAACAAGAGCACUUGAGGACUAAGAGGGCAACUUAUGGAUACAUCAAUGAUACUGUCUAUGAUUACGAUGCUGCGCCGAGACUUGCUGGACUGUAUAAAAGUAGAAACAUGAACAUUAAAGUACCCAAAGGAGGACGAUAUAUCGAGAUGGUUAUAGUGGUUGAUCAUACAGAGUACAAGAAUUAUGGAAGCUUGAAUACAAUAAAAAUGAGAAUGCUGGAAGUUGCUAAUCAUGUGAACAAGGUUUAUCGUCCUCUGAACAUUCGUGUUAUGUUGGUGGGAUUAGAGAUCUGGAAUGAUCGAGAUCGGUUUGCCGUUAGCAGUGUGCCUGAUUAUACUCUGGACCGUUUUUUAAAAUGGCGUCAGACAGACCUCCUGCCAAGAAAGAAGCAUGACAAUGCACAGUUUGUUACUGGGGUCAAUUUUCAAGGAUCGACUGUUGGCUUGGCUCCCCUGAAUGCUAUGUGCUUUCCUUCAUCCGGUGCUGUGAACGAGGACCAUAAUAACAAUCCUCUUGGUAUUGCCGCCACUAUCGCACACGAAAUGGGCCAUAACUUGGGCAUGUCACAUGAUACAUCAAAUUGUGACUGUGGAAAAACACAACCUGGACAGAACUGUAUCAUGGGAGAGAGCAUUGGAUAUGUGUUUCCGGAGUUCUUCAGUAGUUGUAGCAAAAUGGCUUUGGAGACAUUUUUACAGAACUAUGAUGUUCGCUGCCUGCUAAAUGCUCCAAAUGAGAAUGAUCUGUUUGGGGGGCCAGUAUGUGGUAAUGCCAUUGUGGAAAAGGGUGAGGAAUGUGACUGUGGAACUUUGCAGGAAUGUGAGAACACUUGCUGUAAUGCCACCACCUGCCGACUGACAGAAGGCUCUGAGUGCGCACAUGGGGAGUGUUGUAACCAGUGCAAGCUAAAGCAAGCAGGAAGUCUGUGUAGACCCACUGCUCAUGACUGUGAUCUGGAGGAAUACUGUACAGGGAAAUUAGCACAAUGUCCCAAAGAUGACUACAAGAUGAAUGGGCUUCCGUGUAACUCCAACCAAGGCUACUGCUAUAAUGGCCAGUGUCCAACACACCAGGAGCACUGCAAGACACUGUGGGGCCCAGAUGCUGAUGUUGGUGAUGAUGUAUGUUUUAACAACAAUUGUCAGUGGCCCAGACACCCAACAUGUUCCCAACAAAACAACAAAUGUGGGAAAAUAUACUGCUCAGGUGGAAAUGAUCUUCCAAUAACGAAAACGAAAAGAAUUAUUGUCGGGACAAACUGCAAAGAGGCUGUGGAUGUACCUGGUACAGAGGACAUAGGGAUGGUGCCAUCAGGUACCAAAUGUGGGACAAACAAGGUGUGUUACAACCGCCGUUGCCAGGAUGUUACAACCACCUAUAGAACUGCUAACUGCUCUGCAAAAUGCAAUAAUCAUGGGGUGUGUAACCAUGAGAACCAGUGCCACUGUGAUCCAGGCUGGGCUCCCCCCUACUGUGACACGAAGCUCUAUGACAUUUCAAACUGGCAAGAUGUGGUCAUAAUUGUGACCACCAUCAUAGGCAUCCUGCUACUGAUUACUGUUAUUAUUGGAUUCUUGAUGUGUUGUAAAAAACAAAAUAUAUUCAGCAAGAGAAGCUCCUUUACGGAUAUGAAAGUCUACCCAGGUCAGUGCAACCCAGCAUUUCAGCCAAUCAGUGCAAAGAACAGCCCCAAAUGUGGACCCCCUCGUAUCAGCCAGCCCACUUUUCUAGAAUCAUCUGCAACACAAGCCUGCACGCCUUUAUUUACUCCCAUUACACCUAGCAGAGCUCCACCACAGCCUCCAAUGGUAGCAGAACAAUCCAGGAUGGAACAGGUUUUGAAGACUUCAGGUCCAUGUCCUGUUGUUCCCAACUACAUUAGUUACACUCAGGAAAAGCCUUUGCCUCCUGGAUCUAAACCACUACCUCCAUCAAAACCUUUACCUCCACUGAUUACUAAGCCCGUGAAUAAACCAAAACUCCCUCCAGUGCCUCCUGUGAAACCAUCAGGUACAAACCCAACAUGGAAUUACCCUCAGGCAGCUGCAGCACCAAAGGUUCCUUUCAAACCUCCUCCAAAGUUCAGAUGAUGGGAAGCAGAGUGACUUUUUCUGAAUCACCGAGAGCUUCAUGAGAAGUUUUAUGAGCAAUCUUAAGGCCUCUACGAGGGACACAGCUGUGAUGAUUUUUCAGACCUUUGUGUGCACUUUAGCAGGGAGAAACAGGACGGGCAUCAAAAUGGUGGGAAAAUAAUCCCACAAAGAACUGAACGUUUUAAGUCCUUUGGGAUGUACUCCCUUUUUCUUUGAUGUCUUACUUGACGUGGCUGCUUGAAGAAUGUUCUGUUAUGGUACUUCUUGAUGAACUUGAUUUGUGUUGAUGAUUUUAAUAAUUAGCAGAAUCUUCCGUUAUAUAGAGUAUGGAGUGUAUGCAGAAAAACAGUUCAGGUUGUCUCACUGUAAUUUAACAAAUUGCCAUUUCGGUAACAAAUACAAUAAUAUUCAAACACUGUCAA
Ictalurus punctatus (channel catfish) is the source of this 3009-nucleotide messenger RNA. RefSeq names its product ADAM metallopeptidase domain 8a (gene adam8a). Gene Ontology annotation, biological process: inflammatory response; regulation of cell-cell adhesion; positive regulation of membrane protein ectodomain proteolysis. The record is from RefSeq and is marked provisional. Gene Ontology annotation, molecular function: cell adhesion molecule binding; metalloendopeptidase activity. NCBI's taxonomy places the organism in Eukaryota, Metazoa, Chordata, Actinopteri, Siluriformes, Ictaluridae.